AUGAAUGUCCAAGGUGACGGUAAAAAUGUUAAAAUGCUUAUUGGUGAUAAGGCUAUAGAAGCGUCGACUGAUACUGCUGUUCAGACGGUAAUAAAAGCUGCUGGUCAAACGGCUGGUAAAGUCAUCGAAGGUGGUGGCACUAUCAUAACUGCACCAGCAAUUUGGUUAAAAGAUAUCCAACAGAAUUGGCUUACCUACAUGAUUGUUGCUGCAAUAAUUCUGUUAUGCAUUUCAUUUCUCUAUUGUUCGGUUUGUUCAUACUUGAAUCAGAAGAAAGACAAUGGGUCUAAUAAUAAUCUUCUCGAACUUGCUAAAGUUUUUUCAAACAAAAAUGGCAUCUUACAACAACCACUGGCAUUGUCAGCAACCAAUUUGCCAUCCAUUCCACCAAACUUAGUUGUAUAA
Molecule: messenger RNA, 405 nt
Organism: Rotaria sp. Silwood2
Lineage: Eukaryota; Metazoa; Rotifera; Eurotatoria; Philodinida; Philodinidae
Source: the annotation of a GenBank genome assembly